ACAUCACAAAUGUUAUAGUGACACCCCUCUACGGUGAUAAUGGUCUAGUCUACCUGCACUUUUGAGUCAGUUUGACAAUUGGCGCUCAUUGAUAUACAAUAUGAGUAACUUUGCGGCUCUGCGGCUCAUUUUUGUGUCUUGGGUCUUUCAAAAAGGUCUCACAGCUCUGAUAAAAACUCAGCACAUUGUGCUGGCAGCAGUGGGAGAAGACUCCUCCUUAAGCUGCCAGCUGAUGCAACCCAAAGAUGUUCUGCAAGUCACAUGGCAGAAAUCUUUACCUGAGGGGAUGAAGAAUGUUGCCAGUUACAGCAAACAUUUUGGUCCAGGAGUGAAUGAUUGUUUUCAAGGAAAAGUGGACCUUGAAGCUGCUGGACUGCAGAACUGCUCCAUAGUUAUCAGGAAUCUGACAGAGCAAGAUGAAGGAUGCUAUCACUGUUUGUUCAACACCUACCCUGAAGGUGCUCUCACUGGUACAACCUGCCUCCAGAUCUAUGAGCUGCAUGAACCCAUUCUCCAUGUUGGAGAAUCAAACAGUGCUGAAGAGGCUCUUGUGUCCUGCUCGGCCACAGGUCGACCUGCUCUCACAGUAACACUGACUGUCCCUCACUACAACUCUACCAGUGUCACCAACACCAACGGUACAGUCACCGUCACCGCGACAGCUCGUCUCCCUGACGAGAGCACACAGGUUGGAUGUGCAGCGCGAGUGCUGUCUGCUCCUCAGAAAGAGGUGUUCGUGAUGAUCCCUGAGGUCAAACAGUCGCCUGCUGGUGAUCUCACUCUGAACAUUGUGGUGUCUGUGAUACUGGCCUGUGUGUGUUUGUGUGUGUGUGUGUGUUUGUGUUGCUGCAGUCAUCGUCUUCCUGCGUAGAAGAAGACAUCAGAACGGUGUGUCACACGGGGACGCUGAGAAGACCAAGACGCCUCAGAAAACACCUUUUAUUGAAGAACGAGAACGAGCUACGGCAACAGACUUCACUGCAUCAACCCUGAAAGUAAAGAAAACUUUGUUUUGAUCAGUUCACUGAAUCGUUCCACAGAAUAACACAAACUGUUUUACCAAAACAAAACCGUUAAAGUCCUGAAAUCCAGAUACAUUCAUCACAACAACACAGAACAUGUCUGUACCAGGUCAUAGAUAAUUAUUCCAGCAGAUCAAUAAGAUUCAUGGACACAGUAGUUUAGAAACAUUGUAAUAUAAUUUAGAUGAUGGUUUUACACUAAUUCACUGAAGCAUCAGUGUCCCAUUUUAUACGUCUUUUUACAAUGAAAUGUUUAUAAAUGUUCUGCUGCUGCUCUUUGUCCUUUUUGUAUUUUUAUAUAAACUGAAUUAUGAAACUACAGGGUUCUGUAUAUAAUUAAUAUAAAUAAUGAAGGUUGUUUGUUGAAGAAACAUUUAUAAAAAAACAUUAAAGAAAACCUUGAAUCUAAA
Molecule: messenger RNA, 1432 nt
Organism: Cottoperca gobio
Lineage: Eukaryota; Metazoa; Chordata; Actinopteri; Perciformes; Bovichtidae
Product: OX-2 membrane glycoprotein-like
Exons: 5
Coding region: 101-871 (256 amino acids)
Biological process (GO): negative regulation of neuroinflammatory response; heterotypic cell-cell adhesion
Cellular component (GO): neuronal cell body; axon; cell surface
Molecular function (GO): cell-cell adhesion mediator activity
Source: RefSeq, a predicted model, not a curated record